This is a messenger RNA of Perca flavescens (yellow perch), 1181 nucleotides long. RefSeq names its product protein phosphatase 1, regulatory subunit 27a (gene ppp1r27a). The transcript has 3 exons. Lineage: Eukaryota; Metazoa; Chordata; Actinopteri; Perciformes; Percidae. Gene Ontology annotation, molecular function: phosphatase binding. The record is from RefSeq and is a predicted model, not a curated record. The coding region runs from base 361 to 1077 and encodes 238 amino acids.
CUAGCCCCACCAGACAACGAUUCUGCGCAACAGCAAACACACUGUGCAAAAGAUUAUUUUAAAUUUAAUUGGGAAGAAAUUCACAGCAAGUGAAAAAUAAAAAAAAAGAGGACCAUACAAGCUAAAAGAAGGUCAUUGGAUCAUAGUGAAGCAAAGGAUUUGAGAAGUAUUUUGCAGUAACAGCAGGAGCUACUCCAGCUGGGAGCUAAAGGGCUAAGAAGCGAGCGAGGAGAGGACACAAAGGACACAGAGCAAAGGAUACUGCUCUUUUAUUGGAUUGGUGCGUUCUCUUGGAUUUCUCCCUUCCCUCCUCCUGGGCUGACAGCAUAGGGGGGAGGCAGAGCCGCAACCACCGCAGGGAUGAAGUACAACUACCAUGUACCGGCGUCAACGUACACACGCAGUUCACAGUACACACCAACGUACAACACACCUAGCUAUUACACUCCCUCACAUUACACACCGUCUACACCGCACUACACCUCCGCAUAUACCUCUCCAACAAAGUACACCCCGACACAGUACAGCGCGACGCAUUACACCCCAUCACAGUACACGUCCACUUACAAAGCUGCAUCAACUUACAUCCCCUCCUACAGCAAAGAGUCACGGUACAGUUCUACACGCCGCACACAAGAAAAAAAGGAAAACCCUGCACCUGUAAUACCCGUCACACCUGCAAAGAGAACUGUGCACUUCCCCAAUGACAUCGUCUUCCAGGAUAUUGUGAGACGAGGAGAUAUGGAGCAAAUUGGUCGGUUCAUGAGAGCGAGGAAGGUUCGUGUGGAUACGCUCUUCCACUCAGGUAUGGCAGCGCUACAUGAAGCCGUGCUAACGGGAAACCUGGAGGUGGUGAAGCUGCUGGUGAAAUAUGGUGCUGAUGUUCAUCAGAGAGACGAAGAUGGCUGGACGCCACUUCACAUGGCCUGCAGUGACGGCUACCCGGAAAUUGCCAGUUAUCUGCUGUUGAUGGGAGCCAGCACAGAGGCAGAGAACGAGAGCGGAGAGAAGCCUGCAGACCUCAUCGACGCAGACUGCAAAGAGCUGGCCAAACUGUUUGAGACGGGCUGUGUGUGACUGGGCACCAAAUGGACCCAAAGUGAGACCACAGCAACAGAGAAGACGGAAAGCUUAGCAGUCACUUGGAAAAGAAAGAAAAACAUAUUUAACAGUAAUAAACA